AUGGAAACUUCAGAACAGACAGAGGCGGUGCCGGUAUCUAGCGAGGUGGUGGAGGCCACUGAAGCAGUAGAAUCGCAGCAGCCGUCAAAAAAGCGCUCAUUGGAGGAUAUGCAGCAGGACACUGAGCCCGACGCAUCAGAGCCUCAUCAGGCAUCACCACCGGAGCCUGAAGCCAAGCGGCCAAAGACCAGCCAGGAAGAUAAGAAUGGGACCGCGGACGUCGUAGAAGACGAGAGUGCUGAGGAGGGUGAGUUGGAGGAUGAGGACGAUGCAUCUGAGAAUUCAGACUCUGGCUCAGAAGAAAUGGAUGGUGAGGAGGACGACGAUACGAGGCCGGCGACGACGGCAGCCGUUGAAAAGCCCGAUGCAGGGGCGCAGCGGACGACGCGAUCCAUGGCAAAGGCCCCGGCCCAGGUUGGAUGGAAUCAAGGCAUCACGUCCCAGAUUCGGACUUCAUUAGGCGGGUCUGCAAAAGCUGCACCAGCACCGUUCAAGGCCAAGUCAAAGGAACCAACGCCGGAGCCCGAGGCUGAGGCCGAAUCCGAACCUCAAUCCGCAACAGAAGCCGCGCCUUCCCAAGCCCCUCCACCUGCCCCCGCCGACAAGGACACCGCAAAAUCCAAGAAGAAAACACGACAAGAACUUAAGCAGGAAAAACAAGCUGCUCAGGCUGCGUCGGGCAAAGAAAAGGGCCAAGACGAAAAGCCCUUUGAGCACAGUGGCCUGCUACUUCAUUUGCCUACCAAGAAAAGUCUGUUGCAGCCCAAGGGUAACAAUCUGGGCGCAGGCGUUUGGAAGGCCAAGUUCAAGAGCUGGUGUCAAUCUUUCAUCAGCCGCAACAUCGACCAGCAGGACCGGCUCAACGCCGACAUCGUCGUCGCUGCCCUGCAAGCGUAUAUCAACACUCGCGCGCGCUGGACAAAAAAGAAGCAGCAGGGUGUCGCCCUAGCCGAGUCUAAAAAGCCUCAAACGAAAACCGACAUUGCUGCGAACCUGGCAACCAUCCUGAAGAACGACGAUUACUUGAACAUGACCACAGGCACAGGCACCGAGGAUUCACCCAUGGUCAUCGACGACGGAGACGACGACGAUGUCCAGGAAGUCCCGCCUCCCAGCAAAUCCACACCCGCUGUCGCGCAAACCGCUGGUUCAGUCAAGACGGAACACUUGGAAGGAGCCCACGCCUCACCUGCCGAUACCCAAGAAGACGAGCUCUCGGACGAAGAGAUGGAGAGCGGUCGACCGGGCCCGGCUAUCAUGAGUGAGGAGGAGGAUCUGGCUGAGCAACGCAGGUACUUUCCCGGCCUUCCCGAGUCUGAGCGAAUUUGCAUCUACUGCGCUACCCCCGGUCAUAUGUCGUCUGCGUGCCCCAAGACGGCCUGCAAGUUUUGCGAUUAUGAAGGCCACUUUUCUUGGAGCUGCCCGACUCGCGAGAGGUGUACUAAGUGUCGCCAACUGGGCCACGGCAAGGGACAAUGCACGGAGAAGCUCAUUCACCUGGAUGAGGAGGGCAUGGAGUGUGCCACGUGUGGCUCCCAAGCCCACGAAGACGAUGACUGUGAGGACCUCUGGCGGUCUUACCAGCCUCGGAGAGGCGCGAUCAAGAAGGUCAACGUUCUCCCCGCGUACUGUGGUGCAUGCGGAACCGAAGGACACUACUCUUCCGACUGCUCUCUCCACGCCAACAAGCCUCGCAGCAAGACUUGGGCACUUAAGAACAGAGACCUGUACUUCGACAAGAACGCCACCGAAGGGCCGAUCAGUAACUUUGCCAGUGUGCCUAAUGCACCCCAGCUCCAGAUCAAGGGUGCGUCCGCCGCUCGCAAGCACAUCUUCUACGCCGAUAGCGACGGGUCUGAAGAGGGCGAGUUCCUCGGCCAGAAGGUGAAGCCGCGCGCCCCACCCGGAAACAUUUCCUUGUCGACCAAUAUCCAGCUUGGCAAUUUCGGUGGUCGUGGUGGACCGCAGUCGCAGCCUCAGCAGAACGGGCGCGGCCAGCAACGCGGUGGUGGUGGUGGGUGGUCAGCGCAGCAGCCUCCUCUUCCUCCUGGACCUCCCCCAUCUGGCCCAGCACCGACUGGCUCGUACUCGCGCAUGUCGAGGAGCUACAACAAUCAGAAUCAGUCGCGACCGCAGGCUCCGAGCAACGGCACUGGCCGGGGUGGGCUGCCUCCCAAGCCUCCAGCACCGCAACUCGGCUACCACAGCGUCGCCCCACCUCCUCACAACGGACCGGGACCGAACGCGAAGAAGCCGCGGACCAGACAGUCGGGGGGCAAUGCGCCUACGGGACCCUCGCACCAUCAGCAAAACGGUGGUGGAAUCUCUUCUGGGGGAGGAGGAGGACGCCGCAGGGGUAAGAACAAACGCGGUGGGAGGCAGGGAUGA
Molecule: messenger RNA, 2388 nt
Organism: Colletotrichum siamense
Lineage: Eukaryota; Fungi; Ascomycota; Sordariomycetes; Glomerellales; Glomerellaceae
Gene: AIR2
Product: Protein AIR2
Exons: 1
Coding region: 1-2388 (795 amino acids)
Molecular function (GO): zinc ion binding; nucleic acid binding
Source: RefSeq, a predicted model, not a curated record